Molecule: messenger RNA, 1850 nt
Organism: Momordica charantia (bitter melon)
Lineage: Eukaryota; Viridiplantae; Streptophyta; Magnoliopsida; Cucurbitales; Cucurbitaceae
Product: inactive purple acid phosphatase-like protein
Biological process (GO): regulation of starch metabolic process; starch metabolic process
Cellular component (GO): chloroplast stroma; starch grain
Molecular function (GO): starch binding
Source: RefSeq, a predicted model, not a curated record
UCCGCCAUCCUCCAAUCUCUCUCAAUUUUUCAAUUUUUUCAAUUUUUUCAAUUUUUUCAAUUUUUCAAUUUUCAAAUGCUUCUCCAUAACAAAUUCCUCCAAAUUUCUCUCUCGUUUUGAACUUCACCCUCCGUUUCCCCCAUUUCUUCCCAUUCCCAUUUCCUCCAUGAACUUCACUCCCCCUCCAAAUUCAGAUUUGGCGACUGCUCUCACUUUCUAGCUCCUUCCGAGGCCAAUCCACCCACAUUUCGCCUUCAUCUCCUGCUGCUUUCCCAUGGAAGUUUUGUGAACCAAUGGCCGCGUGUUGCAGAGGAUUUUCGACCCACUUCGAUAUCGACAGGCGGCUCGAGUCUUUUCGUUUGCCCAGCCAUGGGCAUGGCCCGCCGGAGCUGAGGAGGAGGAGGAGGAGGAGGAGGAGGGUUCUGUUCGAGAUUAAUGGAGUUGGGUUUACAUCUAUUAGUUGCUGCUGUUCAGAUUCUAUGGUUCCGAUACGGAGAACUACUGGGUCUGGAAAGAGCGUGGAGAAGAAAGAGGACUGGCGCUUCGAUCCCAAAAAAGCACCUCGCAGUGUCCGUAUCCAAGCCACGCCCGCAAUGUCCUUCGCUUCCCCUCAAUCUCGGUUCAUUUCAAAACCAGAAAAAUUCUAUCCUCGCUGCACCCCGAGGGGCUCUGGUCCACAAUCACGUGAUACUCCGCCAAAAAGAGACACUGGUAUUGCAAAUGAGAAGGACUGGGGGAUCAACUUGUUAAAUGAAAAUGUUAGCGAGUCGGGCACGAAUGAAGAUGGCAGUACUUGGUAUCGGGAAAGUGGGGAGGACCUCGGUGAUAAUGGGUACAGAUGUAGAUGGACUAGAAUGGGUGGUCAAUCGCCUGAUGGAUACUCAGAAUGGAAAGAAACGUGGUGGGAGAAAAGUGACUGGACUGGAUACAAAGAGCUAGGAGUGGAAAAAUCUGGUAAAAAUGUUGAAGGUGAUUCAUGGUGGGAAACUUGGCAAGAAGUUCUUCAUCAAGAUGAAUGGAGGUUUUUCUAUAAUCUUGCAAGGAUUGAGAGGAGUGCACAGAAACAGGCAAAAUCUGGCACUGAAAAUGCUGGAUGGCAUGAGAAAUGGUGGGAGAAAUACGACGCGAAAGGAUGGACUGAGAAAGGAGCACAUAAAUAUGGUAGAUUAAAUGAACAGUCAUGGUGGGAGAAGUGGGGAGAGCAUUACGAUGGAAGGGGAUCUGUUCUUAAAUGGACGGACAAGUGGGCUGAAACUGAACUAGGUACCAAGUGGGGAGACAAGUGGGAAGAGAAGUUCUUUUCCGGAAUUGGUUCUCGUCAAGGGGAGACAUGGCAUGUAUCUCCUAGUGGUGAACUGGAACUAACUGCCUUCCCGUCACAUGUACAAGGUUGGUCAAGAACGUGGGGUGAAGAACACUUCGGAAACGGUAAAGUGCACAAAUAUGGGAAGAGUACGACAGGGGAAAGUUGGGACAUUGUUGUCGACGAAGAGACAUAUUAUGAGGCCGAACCUCACUACGGAUGGGCGGAUGUAGUUGGCGACUCGAGCCAGCUGCUGUCGAUAAAAGCUCGAGAGAGGCCACCCGGCGUCUAUCCGAAUCUCGACUUUGGAUCAACUCCGCCUGCACCAGCUGAGGAACCACCACAAGAAUUGCCUCCUUCACAAUGAAGAGUUGGUGACUUCUAGGCCCUCAUUAUCUGGUUUAGCCCUUAGGAAUUCUUUUUCCAAAUCUAUUUUUAUUGAACAUCAUGAAGAACUACGUUUAUUCAUUCUUUAAUGUUAUCAAUUUCUUCAGUCCCAUGUGCAUGAAAUUCAAUUCCAUAACUAUUUGGCUUAAAAUUUUUGACA